ACCGCACCGCCACGCUGGCCUCCUUAUCCGCGGCAAUGGCCACACAACGCGCCUCCACAGCAGCAGCAGCGGCACGAGCCACGUCAACAACCUCGGCUACAACUUCGACCGUAGAAGUACGCUCCAUUGCAAGGAGGCGCCACCUAGGGUUUCUACGGAGGGGGAGAAAUCAGGAAGGAGGAGAGCGACGAUAAAGCUCGUGGGUAGCUAACGGUGUGAGCUCAAGUACCAUCUCCAAAGUGUCCCCAGCGGCUAAUGGGUAGAUCAUGUCCAUACCGACGUUUGCGGCAUUUGGCCGUUGUCAACGUCUCCAAAGUGUCAAAGUCGUUCCCUACGUCAUUUCGUCAAAAUCGAGCACUGUCGUGUUCUUAUCCGGUCCCGAACAAACAACCCCGCUUCUGCCGGCCGUUUUGGAGGCGUUGCGGCCAUGGCGGCUUCGAAGCCCAUCUUGUAUAGCGCGUGGAUCAGCUCCUGCUCCUUCCGAGUCCGGAUCGCCCUCAACCUCAAAGGUGUGGAUUAUGAGUACAGGGCUGUGACAAGGAACGAUCUAGAUUACGAAAAGAUCAAUCCAAUCAAGUAUGUUCCAGCAUUGGUUGAUGGGGAUUUUGUUGUUUCUGACUCCCUGGCAAUCAUAUUGUAUCUUGAAGAUAAAUAUCCUCAACACCCUCUUUUGCCUCAAGAUCUCAAAAAGAAAGCUAUAAAUCUGCAGAUUGCAAAUAUAGUUUGUUCAAGCAUUCAACCUCUUCAAUGUUAUGCUGUAAUUGGUCUGCUUGAUGGCACCUUAGGCUCUAACCAGAGCCUUCAGAUUGUUCGGAAUUACACCGACAAGGGAUUUAAAGCAAUCGAAAAACUUCUGGAAGGUUGUGACAGUAAAUAUGCUACUGGAGACGAAGUCCAACUGGCAGAUGUGUUUCUUGCGCCCCAGAUGUAUGCAGGCGUGACGCGCUUCGGAAUUGAUAUGUCAAAGUACCCUCUUCUGGAGAGGUUCUACAAAGCCUAUAUGGAGAUCCCAGCAUUUCAAGUCGCGGUUCCUGAAAAACAGCCGGAUGCGCCUGCGUCCCCAUACUGAAACGGAGGCAGCAACCAUAUUGAUAUUCAAAUUGAUUUGGUUAUCUUGGAAUCAUGUUGUAUGUAGCAUGACAUAGAAGGCCACGAUGUAUGCCUAUUUGUUUCGUACACAUUCUGGUUUGUCCGAAGAAUUUCACAGUAAAUAAGGCCCGAUGAUUUGUGUAGUAGUGUUAAUAGAAAAAAGAAACAGAAUGCAUGGCUCCUGUUGUACUACAUAUGCUAAAAAAAUCUGCGAUGCCAAA
Messenger RNA from Zea mays, 1310 nucleotides. The record is from RefSeq and is a predicted model, not a curated record. Lineage: Eukaryota; Viridiplantae; Streptophyta; Magnoliopsida; Poales; Poaceae.